Molecule: messenger RNA, 1380 nt
Organism: Dermacentor andersoni
Lineage: Eukaryota; Metazoa; Arthropoda; Arachnida; Ixodida; Ixodidae
Source: RefSeq, a predicted model, not a curated record
UGCCGCGCUAGGGGAACUGGACGGAUUUGAUAUGUGGCAGUACCUGUCUCAAGGAAUAGGCUCGCCUCGUGUCGAGAUGCUCUACAACAUCGACGACCGGUUUUUGAACAACGCAGCUCUGCGACUGGGCCGUUACAAGUUGGUGCUUGAUGGUACCGGGUUCAUGAAUGAGCGCUACGGUCGACCAGGUAGCGGCCGUCCGUACGACGACCUCGAUAAGUUGCUCACUCAGUCAACAGCUGCCAAAGUGCUCAGAGGCUUCUACAAAAGGGACCGGCUAAACUUUCCCAAGGACUGGAGAGAAAGAGCAACGUUGAAAUGUGGUAAUCCAGGCAACGAACGAUUUCACCCCAACGACGCGGUCCACCUCUUCGAGAUAAUAGAAGAUCCAUGCGAACUGAACAAUGUGGCCAGCUCACAUCCAGAGGUUGUGGAAUACCUCAGGACGCGCAUCGCCGCCUACCAAGCCGAGGCAAUGCCAGUGCAGUAUGAGCCCAAGGAUCCCGCUGGCUUUCCGGAGAACCACAAUGGAACUUGGGCGCCGUGGGUGCAUACAUUGUGCUGAUAGCAUCGAGUGUGUUGUCUUCGCACACAGCGAUACUUAGCGUAGAGUAAAGCGUAUCUCACGGCGGUCUAUCGUGGCCGGGACAUUAAUAGAAGACUUUGCUGACAAAAAACGCAUUUCGAAAAACAAAUAACGUCUGUAAAAACGCUUAGCUUUCUACAGACAGCGUUUGCUCUUAGGAGUCUGUUACGAAAAGCCUGUGACGAAGUCAACCUCCACUAUGGUUCUUAGCCGAUCUCUCAAAUAUACGCGAACAAAUCGUGAACAUACGUUUCUUUUCUAAUGCGAUAAUUCGUACAACUUGUAUAUAGUGGCACUCGCGGUACAUCUACCUGAUUUUAUACGUAACAUUUUAACACUGAUGUUUAACACUGAAUUUCGCCCCGCUGCUUAAUUUGCUCAUCUGCAGGUGCUUGCGGCAUUUAUUUUCAUUGUGUGCAUAUUUGUGCGAAGGGGUGAGUGUUACGUGUUAGAGCCAGAACCUUCCAUGUUGUAGAACACCUCCCUAAUUUCACCAGUGACGGCAUGCGCCGGACGCACUCCCCUUGCACGUGAUGCUUGCCGCUGUAAAACCAGGUUAAUGCAAUGUCUUUUGAAAUACUAAAUAUGUCGUCGUGUGCUUGUACCGCAACCAAGGAGGUGAACGUCAGCCCAGCAUGUGAUGUUGUAACACGACGUUCUAGCAACAAGCGACGCGACGACUGGGGAGCGACGCUCUAGUCAAGGUAUGCGGCAACCACAUGGAAGCGACAUCGUGAAAAGAAGUAGCGAUUAUUUUCAAUACUACUCGAUUAAUAGAAUCAUGUUCCCUUAAC